Messenger RNA from Pollicipes pollicipes, 1865 nucleotides. Its product is annotated as zinc finger protein 768. Bases 235 to 507 code for a protein of 90 amino acids. The transcript is spliced from 3 exons. Lineage: Eukaryota; Metazoa; Arthropoda; Thecostraca; Pollicipedomorpha; Pollicipedidae. The record is from RefSeq and is a predicted model, not a curated record.
UCACCUGCCGCCGGGCCGCCCGCGCCGACGUCGCUUGCGCAGGAGAUAGUGCCGGUGCCGCCGACCGCGGCCGGAUACGGACAGAGUGGCGUGGUGAAAGUGGAGAAGAUAGACAUUGCGGAUGACGACGAGGGCCUGGCGGCGCUCGGUCAGGUGGUCGACUACGAGGGUAGCUACGACUCUGACCAGUCACUGGGCGCCAUCCCCAUCUCGGACCCCGGCCAAGGUGGGGCGAUGUUCGCGGCAGGCACGUCGGAGGGCAGCGCCGGCACAGCGCCCGACUUCCGUUGCGGCCGGUGCGCGGCCGCGUUCCGCAGCUACGAGUCGCUGCUGCACCACCACAAGACGCACGAAGGCCUGACGCGGUGCCCGCUGUGCGACACGUGCCUCAACCGGGUAUCGGACCUGCGCCGCCACAUGGGCCGCGUGCACAAGCUGGAGCGGCCUCAGGUGGCCGCCAUGCUGGGGCGGCGCGGCGACUGGCAGGCCGCCGCGCCGCCGAUCUGAUGACAGCCAGGGCCCGCCGCCUGUGCCACUUCUGCGGGCUCCUCCUGCCAGACGUUGGUGAUACGUCGGCGGACGUGUAUUUGAUUUUGGUUGCUAGGGCUGUGGGGUGCCAUGGGGCUCGCAGAAGAUCCUCUUAUAUUUUAACCACUUCGGUCAUUAGUCGCACGGAUUGUGUUUGACAUGUGGUGGUGUUGUCGCGCCUGGAGAAGAAAUUGUGCCUGGAUCCUGGCUUCAUUGGAGCGCUCGGAGUUUUACUCUUCAUUAUUAGCGUUUGGAAUGUGCCACAUGUCAGACAUGCUUUGGACUCAUGAUAUUGUGCGACGUCCGAUCCUAUUGUCAGUUCAUUUGGACUUCACGUCUUAAGCUAGUAUGAUUUUAAGGACCGUGGACUUGACGUGGUACACGUUUUAUCGUGUACUCCGCGCACUUACGUGCUUCUGAUGUUAUCUCAAAGAAGUGUAGACGAGAGACAUUCACAGAAUGGUUGCCGCUGCAUAUCAAGCAAUGUCGCGUUGCUUCACGUCCAGUCUCGGUUUGGCCCUGAUUGGUCGAUCGGUUGAGCGUCUGCCAAUCGACCGCCGGUGUUUGUCCUUCAUAGAUAUAUUAUGAUCUGGCUCGUGCAAAAAGUAUAUAUUUGUGAAGGUGGAUGGUUGUGACGAAGAGAGCUUGGAUUGUUCGAAGGCCGUGGCAUGUAGUGCAUUCUGCAAUUAUUGGGAGCGGCCAUCCCCAUGACAGUUUUGAGGAAUACUGAAAAUAAAAUGGAUUUGUUGUUGCUGGAUUUUGCAUUAAUGCAGCGAUGCAUCAAAGUGUGGCUCCUUUUUCUUUAACAGAUAACACCUUUUCACACCCUCCGCAGUUCAUGUAAAAAAGGCGUGCACCCCAAAGCCUGACAAGCUUGGCGUUCUAACUUGGCACUGAUGUCAUGAAUGCGCGCCUGUACAAAAUCGUUUUAUGUUAUCUGCCACAGACGCGUGUUCUGGGCUUGUCAGGCCCGGGACGGCGCAGAGAUGUGAACAGCUCGGGAGGGUGGGUGGCGCUGUGUCCACGCGCUGUUCCGCGACUUCCCUGCUCACGUCAUGCACACCCCUUUGUGGGGCGCCAGGGGUUACGGCCAUGGUCUUGGACGUGAUUUAAAUCCGACACCAUCCGCGCAGAAGUCCAAAUAGGCACCAACGGACGGCUACUGUGACUGUUCCGAAAGAAGCGCGAUCCGUGAAACGUCCUCUGUGAUCCCCGGCUGGGCUGCUUAUUUUUGCAUUGCUUGCCCGUAGUCUCAGUGUAGUGCAUGCUUCAUGGACAUUAUGAUUUUGGCCGAUUCAUGGGUGUAUGGACUGAGUGCAAAAUGCAGAAACGAUAGA